CCUUCCACCAUCCCUGUAAACUGCACGGACACCGCGAGAGAAGCAGAGCGCCGUUAUCUUUCUAAUCAUGGCCGACGUUCCGCCCAUUAUUAACAUCUCUGUGUAUUUAAAGAUGCAGCCGAACGACGGUCCGGUGUUUUAUAAAGCUGAUGGAACGAGAUUUGGACAGACUAGGACAAUAAAAUUGCUUACAGGAUCGAAAUACAAAAUAGAGCUGGUCAUGACACCGGGGAACGCGGAGGCCACUACUAUGGGAAUCGGCGGGAGCAGCUUUCCUCUGGAGCAACAGUCCAAAGACGACGAAUCCAUUGUUUACCACGGGUUUUACGACACCGAGGGAGUGCCGCAUACCAAAAGCGGGGACAGGCAACCUGUGCAAGUCUCUAUACAGUUCAAGGAUGCCGGGGUCUUUGAGACUGUUUGGCAGGUGAAGUACUACAACUACUACAAGCGCGAGCACUGUCAGUUUGGCAACAAAUUCAACUGCAUCGAGUACGAGGCAAAGCCAAACGAAACGCGAAGCCUGAUGUGGAUCAACAAGGAGAUCUUCCAGUAGCAGACUGCCGCCAUAGCAACAGCUGCCUCCACCACAGCACAGCGGUGCUACAGCCAUGGGGGCCGGAACCAUCACUGGGCAGUUUACUUUCUGGACUGAGGUUUCGGUGGUUGAAGGAAUAUAUUAGCCAAAAAUGCUAAAAUGGGGACCUAUUUUACCUGUUUUGUUUAUAUAAUAGUAACUUGGCCCCACUAACGUCCAUUAAGAUGUUCCAUUCUAAUAGAUGUAUUAGCAUUUCUGGAUGACAUAUUCCUCUAACAGAAACAAGAGAUGGCCUCCAAACAAUUGGAUCAGUACUACUGAGUUUCAGAACAAUAUCAGAACUGGACUGAAAUUAAGUGCUCAGCAUUCACAUGUUCUCUAUCUGUGUUGUUGAUUAUGCAUGUCUUAAUUGUUUUGUUGAUCCAGAUUGUAUUUCCUUUGAGGUCCCAGUGUAGUGAUUAUAUGAACAGACACUCCUUGAUGCUAAAAUAUAUUUGCACUACGACUCUUUUGUGGCACAAGGCUGUUUCAGAUAGUACAAAAAAACGCACAAAAAACGCACAAAGAAAAAAACCGCAAUUAUGUUCUUUCUCUCCAAUCCAUAUCAAAUACCAAACAUAUGCAUCACAGUAGAACUCUCAUUCGCUGUUUUUUCCAGAUGUGUGGUGAAUUAGGAGGGAGGCACCACUGCUACUAAGGAAGAGUCAGGGAAGAGCGGAUGAGUAUGGAUUUUGGACUAGCCCAAGGUCACAGCCACAUAUAUUUCAGUACCUUUUCUACUCCAUCAUGGAAUCAAAUCUAAUGAAACUUCUUUUUGAACCAUCGUUUCUUAGCUGAUUGUGCGUUACUGCAGGUGUACAGGUACUCCAGUGUUUUUGCUGUACUAAUUGGGCAGUGCUCAAUAAUGCUUGCGGGUGCUCUCUCACUAUAUUAUAUCUAUAGUUGAACCUAUUUAUUAAUGUAAAGUAACGUGAUAAAGAAUGGACCAAUCAAUUGACAUUGUGAUCUCCCUUUGGGUCUGGCACUGAUAAUAAUUUCUUUGUGAGUGGUAUGUGUAUUUAUAUAUUGUGUGAAAGAAUAUUUUAACUUGUCAUUUAUAUUGCUUUUUAUGGUUGGUUGUUGUUUUUUAAGUUGGCUGACUCUUCAGGCCACAAACAUGAUGUACUGAAGGGGCCACUGCACUUUCUGUUUGCGUGUAUCACCUGAUGAGCGAUAAAUACAGCUGAUACAAAAGGAUGCACAAAGCCAGCAGUUGUCAAAGUCAUCAGUAAAUUACAGUUCAUGUUUCAAUUUAGAUGCCGUGGUACAAAUGUUCCUUCAAAGGUACCUUCUUGCUACUGGUAAAUGCACUCACUAACCUCCCUUGAGUGACGCUAGGAGAGAGUGUUGUGGGUGCAGAAAAUACAAUGCAUCAAUUAUGAAGUUGCUUUUAAAACUCAGCAGAACCAGGACAGUUGAAGUGGACAUUUAUUUCAGAGUUAUUAAAGCAAUUUAUAACUUA
Molecule: messenger RNA, 2039 nt
Organism: Electrophorus electricus (electric eel)
Lineage: Eukaryota; Metazoa; Chordata; Actinopteri; Gymnotiformes; Gymnotidae
Gene: cnrip1a
Product: cannabinoid receptor interacting protein 1a
Biological process (GO): negative regulation of signaling receptor activity
Cellular component (GO): plasma membrane
Molecular function (GO): type 1 cannabinoid receptor binding
Source: RefSeq, a predicted model, not a curated record